AUGGAGAAGGAAUCAGUGGCUCAAUACCAACUAGAGGAGGACGAAUCAAACGCCAAGGUACGUAAACCACCUAUACUCCACUUCCCCAGAGAAGAUAAGGCCAUGUCCUUCGAACUGCGGGCAGGGAACCAAGCCAGAAGGCCCAAGCCAGAGGUUAAGCAGCAAAUGACAGAGGAAAGCCGAAAAAUAAAGGACGACCAAGAAUUCGAAACCUCCACCGAGCAACAAGAAACCAAGCUAAAGACUGGUGAUCAUGAGACUCACGAAACUCGCACAUCGGUACAUCACCACUAA
Messenger RNA from Endocarpon pusillum Z07020, 294 nucleotides. RefSeq lists its product as uncharacterized. NCBI's taxonomy places the organism in Eukaryota, Fungi, Ascomycota, Eurotiomycetes, Verrucariales, Verrucariaceae. Bases 1 to 294 code for a protein of 97 amino acids. The transcript has a single exon. The record is from RefSeq and is a predicted model, not a curated record.